UGAUGCGGAGUGAAGUGACGUGGAGAGUUCCCAAAAGCCCAGCGCACUCUAAAACUUUACUAACUAUUAAAAUAACUCGUUGAAACACUGAAAGAUAAGUAAUGCGGGUGGCCACGAUACUGUUUUCUUCGCGUCUUCAUAUUCAGCUUUGAAAAAACUUCAUUGUCAUGCAGGAGCCAGGAACGACACUUCCCCGGCUAACCUAGCUAGCUACCAGGAACAACCUCUGGUGUGACUUUUAUCUAUGUAAAGUUGGCGUCAUCCAAGUCACACAUCGGGUUCUCACUCCAACCAAACCAUGAUGGGAUAAGGACGGAUUUGACUGACGACCGGUGACAUAUAAUUUCCAGAAACGUCCGGAGAUAGUUUGCUGGUAUUUCCCGUGUGUGGAAGUGUCGCAGCGCUGUCACCAUGGGCUCUCUGCUCCGGGGAGAGGAGAUGUGUCUGGCUCAGCUGUUCCUCCAGUCCGGCUCAUCCUACGACUGUAUCAGUGAACUGGGAGAGCUGGGCAUGGUGGAGUUCAGAGACCUCAAUCCUAGUGUCAAUGCAUUUCAACGAAAACACGUCAAUGAGAUCAAAAAAUGUGAAACGAUGGAGAGGAUACUCGGAUACCUUCUUAGAGAAAUCAAGAAAGCAGACAUUUCACUGCCAGAAAGAGAUGUGAACCCUGCAGCUCCAUCACCCAAGAAUGUAAUGGCUAUAAUGGAGCAGCUCCAGAGACUUGAGGUGGAAUUGGGUGAAGUCACCAGGAAUAAGGAGAAACUUCAAAAGAAUCUGCUUGAGCUGACAGAGUACAUACACAUGCUGCGUAUCACCCGCAACUUUGUACAGAGACCUUCUGAGAGAGAGCCGCUACAAGUACAGUAUGAGGAGUUUCCUUUUCUAGAAAAAGACACACUGAUGGACUACAGCAGCAUGCAGAGGCUAGGAGCCAAACUGGGUUUUAUUUCUGGGCUCAUUCAGAGGGCAAAGCUCGAGGCUUUUGAGCGGAUGCUUUGGAGAGUAUGUAAAGGCUACACCAUCCUCAGCUCCGCUGAGGUUGAGGAAUACCUGGAAGAUCCUGACACAGGGGAGCCUACCAAAAGUGUGGUGUUCCUGAUCUCUUACUGGGGAGACCAAAUUGGCCAGAAAGUGAAGAAGAUCUGUGAUUGCUACCACUGUCACUUGUAUCCGUAUCCUAGUAACAAUGAGGAGAGGAAUGAUGUUGUUGAAGGACUAAGAACUCGCAUUCAGGAUCUGCACACAGUACUUCAUCGGACAGAGGACUACCUGAAACAGGUCCUGAUCAAGGCUUCAGAAUCUGUCUACACCUGGGUCGUCCAAGUCAAGAAAAUGAAGGCCAUCUACUAUAUUCUGAACCUGUGCAGUUUUGAUGUGACCAAUAAGUGCCUGAUUGCAGAGGUGUGGUGCCCUGUCAUGGACAUUCCCACUCUGAGGAGAGCCCUGGAAGAUGGAUCGAGAAAGAGUGGAGCAACAGUUCCUUCCUUUGUCAAUCGUAUCCCGACUACAGAUACUCCCCCCACCCUAAUAAAGACCAACAAAUUUACCUCUGGCUUCCAAAACAUUGUGGAUGCCUAUGGAGUGGGCACUUACAGGGAGGUAAACCCUGCUCCAUUCACAAUCAUAACUUUCCCGUUCUUGUUUGCUGUGAUGUUUGGGGACCUGGGUCAUGGAGCUAUCAUGGCUCUGUUUGCUGUGUGGAUGGUGUUGUACGAGAACAAUCACAAACUUAAAAACACCAGGAAUGAGAUCUGGAACACAUUCUUUGAAGGGCGUUAUAUCAUUUUAAUGAUGGGCCUCUUCUCCGUCUACACUGGUCUGAUAUACAAUGACUGUUUCUCAAAGUCACUUAAUAUCUUCGGUUCUGGGUGGAAUGUGAAGGCCAUGUUCAAAGCAGGAGUGUGGACGAAUGAUCAUAUCCGUGGGAAUAGUUAUCUUACUCUGGACCCAAAUGUGACAGGGGUUUUCGAAGGACCCUACCCUUUGGGAAUUGACCCAAUAUGGAACUUGGCAAACAACCGCCUUACAUUCCUUAACUCCUAUAAGAUGAAGAUGUCUGUGAUCUUAGGCAUCGUACACAUGACCUUUGGGAUAAUCCUCAGCACUUACAAUCACCUGCACUUCAGGAGGAAAUACAACCUGUACUUGGUGUUUCUGCCUGAACUAUUGUUCCUGUUGUGCCUAUUUGGCUACCUGGUGUUCAUGAUCUUCUAUAAGUGGCUGGUCUCCUCUGCUAAGAACUCCAAAGAAGCCCCAAGCAUUCUCAUCCACUUCAUAAACAUGUUUCUCAUGCAGGAUCAAGGAUUGCAGCCCCUCUACCCAGGGCAGACUGGCUUACAGGUAUUUUUGUUGGUCAUUGCUGUUCUUUCGGUACCUGUUUUACUCCUUGGGAAACCAGUUUACCUUUACUGGCUGCAUAAUGGAGGCCGCCGCUUAGGAAUGUACAGGGGGUAUGAACGUGUGCGGCGAAACAGUGAAGAGGAAUUGUACCUGCUGAGGCCUCAUGAUAUGGAAGAAGGCAGCAAUCAUAAUGAUCUUUCUAGCAGUGGAGACCACCGCUCAGAGUUUGACUUUGCAGAUGAGAUCCUUCAUCAAGGCAUUCACACUAUAGAGUAUUGCCUGGGUUGCGUCUCAAACACGGCCUCCUACUUGAGGCUCUGGGCUCUUAGCCUGGCACAUGCCCAGCUUUCAGAGGUGCUGUGGGCCAUGGUAAUGAGAGUGGGACUCAAAAUGGACACCAUGCUUGGGGUUUUAUUCCUGGUUCCGGUAUUUGGUUUGUUUGCUGUUCUUACUGUGUCGAUCCUUCUGGUCAUGGAGGGUUUGUCUGCGUUCCUUCAUGCUCUCCGGCUGCACUGGGUGGAGUUCCAAAAUAAAUUCUACGGUGGGACUGGAAUCAAGUUUUGCCCCUUCUCCUUCUCUCUCCUGCCUUCCAGCUUUGAGCAUGAUGGCUUACUGUGAAGGGACGAUGCAGUCGUAGCGCCUGUCAGCUGGUAAUGGGAGCCAAACGGUCCAGUGGGGCACUGUGCUUAGGACAUAUUCCCACAGGUUCACAAUGUGAUUUGAGUAUUUCUUUUCUUUCUUUUUUUCUUUUUUUUUUACCAUCUAUGUGAAGAAAUUGUAGGUUGGGUUUUAAGCGCUUUGAACGGAUUACGGAGUGCCCUUCCACGUACAAGACAUUUUCUUGAUUUAUGUCAAAAAGGGUAUUUUGUUCCAAUAUCAGUAUGUUUCACUGCAAAGCAUUUUCAGGAUGAAAUGCUGUGGCACUGCAAAGGUUUUAUGCAAAAGUUGAUGUUGAUGAAGAAAGACUACUUCCAAAUGUAAACUUUGACCGUGGCUUUUCUUUUAAACCUUAGAUAAUUUCACUAACUAAAUCUAAAGACUAAUUACCAACUCUUUUUUUAUGCAUAAGAAAAAGAAAAAAAUAUUGCUUUUGUUGUGACUCCUCAUUUUUCUUUGUUGAAUUAAUUUCAGCAUAACUGUAUUUACCGGUGCUGUGACUUAAAGCUUCUGCAAAGCUCCAGUCAUGGUUUCAUACACUGGGUAAUGAAAGCUGCCCUGUGCUAAAACAGUUCCUUCGGUUUUGGUGGACAGCUUCACCGCUUUCUUUUGUUUUUGAGAAAUAAUUAUUUUCUCACCAAUAGAUUAAAAACCCAUGUUAGCUACACUUAACCUAAUCAAAUUUGUAUAAGAUGGAAUAAAUACCGAAAACACGUGUAUUCACUGACUUCAUUUUUGAGAGUUGCCAAAACUUAGUCCAUUUAAAUUCAUUAAAUUGUCCCUGGCUGGGCAGUGGAAAAUGUUAUAAAUUCACUCUGUAAUGGAGUGCAAACAUCCCACCACCAUGCUCUUAUAUCCAAUAGCCCAGUCAAUACACCUCUAUUAACGGCACUGGAAGGCAGUCUUGACAGAGUUGGCAUGGGCCUCGUCAGGACCAAAAUUGCUGUCCCACCUCUUUGUGUCAAGUGCUGCCAGCAUUUUGCACAAUUUUUUUUCACAUUUGCUGGACAGCCUGGACCUGCUCGUCCACACUUCACCUCAGGUCCAAAAGAUGUGACUGUAUUCUUUUUGAUUUUUAAAAAUCUUCAAGUAUAUCAUCAUGGGGGACAACAGUUGGAGUUGUAUGUAUGGAACCAAAACUAUAACCCUCAUGUCACAGGCCUCUCCGAAAGGGGGUUUUCUUGGCCGUUAUGGAAGACAUUUUUCCUGCUUUUCCAGGUCAGCUCCCUUUACUGAAAGAGAUUUUCUGGCUUGUUCUGUCCAAGAGGAACUGUACUCCUUCCACUCUUCCAAGGGUGAUUGUUCUUGAGAACUUUCUCUGGGCUGGACCUGGAAGUGCUACUUGAGGAAAUACUAGAGGGCUGUGUUGAAAGGACUGCAUUGGUUUUUGGGAAGCUGACAUAACGGCACAUUGCCCUGCGACUUGUAUCAUUCCUCGAACUCCACCGUUUCUGUCCUUUAAAGUACUGAGCUAUGGCAAAGGAUUUUUUUCUUUUUUGUUUUGUGUGUGUUGAAUAGUCAUUGGGUAGCUGUGUGAUAAGAUGUACUGUAUAUACUUAUACAAAAUUAUUUUUUUAAUUUAUUAUAAAAUGAUGUAUCAGAAGUACACAUUGAUGAUACUUGUUUGUGCUUUUAACAUUUGUGAAUUCACAUUGUUGCCUUGGCACCUACCACUUGUGGUCCAGCCUAAUAUUCCACUUGUGUAAAAAAUUAAAUCCCCCCCUUUGGCACCUGAGUUCUGCUGCUUUAAGGCUCUUAAUUUGAAAGAUUCCAUAUUCAGCAGAGUGGUGGGUUGUAUUAAAUUGUAAUGGACACAGAUUGACUUGCUGUCAUCAAAAGUUGCUCAUUUUAAAAUGUAUUUACAGGAUUGGAAAUUAGAUUUUUUUGUUUGUUUGCUCCACCAAAGGGAAUCAGGCUUGAAUGUUGUCCCUGUUGCAUGGAUUGUCUGCUCUUUUACACUGGUGACAGUUUUCUACAAGAAGUUAUUGCUAUACAUUUUUUCAACUAGCAACUUCUCGCUCUUUUUGCACAAACUGAAGUGCAAUGCAGCAAGCAAGACUAACUUGUUAUACUGUAAUUAAUCACCUUUACAUCCUCUCAUUUAAGUAGCAAGUUGGUGUUAAGUGAGAAGUAAGUUUCUGCAUCAGUGUUUAAUGCAGCUCUGUUCCAUAGGAACUAAGCACAGUUAAUUAUAUAAGUGGAAUUAAACAUGUUGUGUAGAAACAAUGCUUUUCCUUAAAGCAAACUUUAUUUGAUCAUAAUUGGUUAUCUAAAACGCAAUUCUUAAGUGAUUGCUUGAAUGGGUGGGGUCAUAUAUUUUAAUGCAGCCCUAAUUUGGCCCUUACUUACUCUAGCAAGACAUGCAGGUCUUUUUUUUUUUUCAUGAACACUCCUUGUUGUAAUUCGUUUUUAAGAAAAAUGCUUGUUCUUAAUUAAUAAAAAUGCAUUUCUUUUUGUUU
Cololabis saira (Pacific saury) is the source of this 5456-nucleotide messenger RNA. It is a transcript of the gene atp6v0a2b, whose product is annotated as ATPase H+ transporting V0 subunit a2b. The record is from RefSeq and is a predicted model, not a curated record. Gene Ontology annotation, cellular component: vacuolar proton-transporting V-type ATPase, V0 domain; vacuolar proton-transporting V-type ATPase complex; plasma membrane. The coding region runs from base 412 to 2958 and encodes 848 amino acids. Gene Ontology annotation, molecular function: ATPase binding; proton-transporting ATPase activity, rotational mechanism. Lineage: Eukaryota; Metazoa; Chordata; Actinopteri; Beloniformes; Belonidae. Gene Ontology annotation, biological process: vacuolar acidification; proton transmembrane transport. The transcript has 20 exons.